This is a messenger RNA of Frankliniella occidentalis (western flower thrips), 1574 nucleotides long. RefSeq names its product elongation of very long chain fatty acids protein 1. Gene Ontology annotation, cellular component: endoplasmic reticulum membrane. Bases 299 to 1105 code for a protein of 268 amino acids. The transcript has 8 exons. Gene Ontology annotation, biological process: very long-chain fatty acid biosynthetic process; fatty acid elongation, polyunsaturated fatty acid; fatty acid elongation, monounsaturated fatty acid. NCBI's taxonomy places the organism in Eukaryota, Metazoa, Arthropoda, Insecta, Thysanoptera, Thripidae. The record is from RefSeq and is a predicted model, not a curated record. Gene Ontology annotation, molecular function: fatty acid elongase activity.
GCGGAGCCGCGCCGCCCCGCGCUUCUGAGGCCAUCAAGCAGUGCUCCAGCGAGGACACCCGGGACGCUGCCACCGCCGCCCCUGGGAGGACGCCCCAGGGAGGGGGGAGGUCUCUCAAAGGGGGCGCCGCUGUCAGGGCACGUGCCGCGCGAGCCCGUGAGCCCGUGCGAGCAGCGGACUGGCGCCAGUACUGCGGUGCGCGCCUCGUUGCCGACGCCGACGCCCCCGCGCUCGCGGCCACCAGUCCCGACCAGACUCACCCGCCGCCCAGCGCCAGCGCCCGUCACACACCGCCGCCAUGGCGAAGCUGGUCCAGCAGAUGGCCGACCUGUACGAGGUUGUCCAGAAACACGUGGAUCCUCGAUCCAAGGACUGGUUCAUAACAAGCUCGAUCCUGGUGCCCAUCACGAUCAUAGCCGUGUACUUACUGAUUGUCAAGCGGUGGGGCCCUCGGUUCAUGGCGAACCGUGCGCCGUACAAGAUCGAGCCCCUCGUCGCCGCCUACAACUUGAGCAACAUAUUAAUCUGCACCUAUCUGGUCUUCCGCAGCGUCCAGCUGUGGUUCAAGAUGGACUACAGCUUCCUCUGCCAGCCGUUCGACAAGGAAGAAACGGAGGACAACCGCGAGUAUGCAAAUUUGGUCUGGGGUUACGCUGCCCUCAAAGUCUGGGAUUUAUUGGACACGAUAUUUUUUGUCUUAAGGAAGAAAGAUAGACAUGUCUCAUUUCUCCAUGUCUAUCACCACAGUACGAUGGUAUUUGGAGGGUAUCUAGGCUGCAAAUUUAUUUUAAAUGGAGGUCUGACCUUAAUCGGUGUCAUCAAUUCAUUUGUGCACAUCGUCAUGUACUCGUAUUACCUAUACACGACGUUGUUCCCCAACAGUCGUCCCAGUUUAGGAGUGAAGAAGUCAAUAACCUUGCUGCAGUUGACUCAGUUUACUAUUUUGAUCAUUCAUAAUAUUUUACCAUUUCUACAACCUAAUUGCGAAGUUGAAAGAUUCUGGUGUUUAGUCCUGCUGGUGCAAGCAAGCUUCAUGUUUGCCAUGUUCGCGGACUUCUACAUCAAAAACUACACGACAGCCAAAGAGGCGAAAAAGAUGAACUAGCUAUCAACAACCGAGAGGUGUACUUAGAACUUUGCUGAAGAAAGCGCCUCGAUGUUGAAGACAGAACCGUUUCCAUUCGAUCCCUCGGAAAAAUACCGUCAUCUGGGGCUACUUUGUAUUGUUUGAAGACCGAUUGCUGAGUUUUUAGGUGUCAACCAGGAAAGAGGUGAAAAGGAGAAAACUCUCCAGUUGAUUUCCAGCAAAAUGAGCCUCAAGGAACGAGGGAAUUCCAAUCGCGAUUGGUCACGAUGACGUCAAGUGCCAAGAGUGUAUUCAGAGAAAACGACGGCCUGAGACAGUUUAAACUUACUCACAGUUCAGCGCCAUUAAGCGAUUUGGGUUUUUGUUGUUUUUUUGUGCAUCAAUAAUUAUUUAUUUUUUAAAAUUAUUUCGUUGUUUUUUCAUGUAUAUUUCAUUUUAAUGUGUAUUUCAUGUAACUAUAAUAAUAAUAAAUCUACUACUACCAGGA